UGGUGUUCCACGGAGCUUGGAAGUUGCACACUGGGCUGUUAGAUUGCGCGCUGUGCACGCGCUCGAUCUCCGCGCGCUCCUCCGUGCGCGUUCCUGAGCCCGAGCUCCAACUUUCCACCGCGGAGAAGCGGAAACUGCACAGCGCACCGCCGCAAACCCACCGCCGGGGAGCAGAGAUCGAGUAGGGGGCGGCAAUGCGCUCUGCACUGCGCGAAGCGAAAGCUAGUUGACAGCCAGAUUAUACAUUUAUAUACGUUAUAUAUAAAUAUACACAUACAGUCAGAAAGCGCAAGUGACCAACAACAAAACAGAAACGGAUGCAAGGGAGGAGGAACAUCAGGAGGAACAUCAGGAGGAACAUCGCGGAACCCAAGACCAGCAUCCAGUCCCGAUCAUUAGAAGAUCGAAAGGAAACAGGGGUGGGGAAGCAAUAUUUCCGGAAAGUGGUGUUCAUCCGUUCUGGAGUGACGAGGCCAAGCCAGGUGUCUUUGGUGUGAGGUGCUGAACUGGAGGGCGGGCAUUUGAUAAAACCCCUCCCACAAACUCUUUCCUUGCUGCCUCUGAGCCCCUCCCAUAGCCCUGUCUCCAUGGCGAUGAGCAGCGACCCUGGCUACGCAGGGCCAGAGCUGGACCCCGAUUCCUCCGAAUCCUCUACGUCCCCAACCCCACUUUCAGCCAAGAUGUCCGCCAUCACACUAACAGACCCCUCCACCAACGGGCUGAGAAAUGGGGCGGGACACAAGAGGGCUCCACCCCAACGGCCACACCUCUCCGGCAGGAAGAUGUCACUUCAGGAGAGAGGGACGUACCUGUCGGCAGGAGGCGCAUCCGAGCGCAUCUCUCACAUUUCACCACGCGCUGCACGAAGGCCAACCAUCGAGUCCAAGCGGGUGUCCAUUUCAGACUCACAGGACUGUAUCCAGCUUAACCAGUACAAACUGAAGAGUGAAAUAGGAAAGGGUUCUUAUGGAGUGGUCAAACUGGCCUACAAUGAGGAUGAUGAAAAGUAUUAUGCAAUGAAAGUGGUAUCUAAGAAGAAGCUGAUGAAGCAGUGUGGAUUUCCACGUCGUCCUCCUCCUCGAGGCCCUAAAGCAGCUAUAGGAGAGCAGCCAAAAGUGCUUGGGCCUCUCGAAAGAGUUUACCAGGAGAUCGCCAUCCUAAAAAAGCUAGAUCAUGUGAACAUAGUCAAACUGGUGGAGGUUCUGGAUGACCCAGCCGAGGACAAUCUGCACAUGGUGUUUGAGCUAAUGCCGAAAGGCCCAGUGAUGGAGGUGCCUACAGAGAACCCUUUAAAUGAGGAGCAAGCACGUCUCUACUUCAGAGAUAUUGUCCUGGGCAUCGAGUACUUGCACUAUCAGAAGAUCGUCCACCGGGAUAUCAAGCCGUCAAAUCUGUUGCUUGGAGAUGACGGCCACGUGAAGAUCGCUGAUUUCGGUGUUAGUAACCAGUUCGAGGGUAACGAUGCCAUGCUCUCCAGCACAGCAGGGACGCCGGCUUUCAUGGCCCCCGAGACUCUGUCUGACAACCGCAAGAGCUUCAGUGGAAAGGCUCUUGAUGUGUGGGCGAUGGGAGUGACCCUUUACUGCUUUGUAUUCGGGAAGUGUCCUUUUAUCGACGAGUACAUCCUGGCGCUGCAUAAUAAAAUCAGGAGCAAGACCGUGGAGUUCCCCGAGACGCCAACUAUCAGCGAGGACCUGAAAAAUCUGAUCCUCAAAAUGCUGGACAAGAACCCUGAUUCACGGAUAACCAUUCCGCAGAUUAAGUUGGACUCCUGGGUCACACAGGAUGGCACUGACCCGCUGCCUUUAGAAGAAGAACAUUGCACUGCGGUGGAGGUCACAGAAGAGGAGAUUCAAAACUCGGUCAAGUUCGUUCCCAGUCUGUCUGCUGUGAUCCUGGUGAAGGCCAUGUUGAGAAAACGCUCCUUUGGGAACCCUUUCGAGUGUCCUAGCAGGAGGGAAGAACGGUCCAUGUCUGCUCCAGGCAGCCUGCUCAUGGACUUGUGGCCGUUUCGUCCCUCUAUUAAACUCCACCCUUCUUUAAGAAAAGGCAGCAGUGGAGAAGCUGGACGGGAAGUGGAGCUCGAGGACCUGCACGAAGAUGAACCGCCCUCUUCUGACGAUCGCUCAUAAGCUUGUGCGCUUUAUCAGCCAUAAGCUCCACUCUUUACUUCUUCCUACGUUACACGCUGAAUUAAACCUUACUUUUCACAUCAACACAAUCGUCAUAAACUCUCCACAGUUUGCAAACGUUUCCGAUAUAUAUCCUGCUUUCUCAUUCUCUAAUGAUGUGUCUUAUUCCAAAGCCUUUUGACGCUGGCGGUUUGGCCGGAUCUACCUUGCUUUGCGAUUAACACGUCGACGCUGGACUCUUCUCCUCCGCUGUGCAAAGACACUCCUCCUGCCAACCACAGUCCUGUACAGAGAAAAUCUCUUGUAUAAAGAUAAGUCUGGGAUUUUAAGGAGCAUUCAAGAGCGUAUCAUAUCUUUUUAUUAAUUGGCUUUGCAGACAUUUUUUCUUUCCUCAUGCUCUCAACACGUUUUACCCUUCAUCAUUUAUGAAUGGAGAUUUUUUUUUUUGGAUGGCAAACCGAACAUUAUAACAUUGUUUAAACUAUGGAUGGACCGCCAGAAGCCUGGGAACUCAUUUAAAGCAACAUAGCUUCAUCGUCUCACUGGAAAAGUGGAAGAAGGGAAACAUUUUGUACAUAUGUAAUGUAAUUUCGAUGUUGUGCUGCCUUGUUCUGCUUUGCAUACUGUUAUAUUUAUUGGACACAUGGCCAGUUUUGGACUGCUUGCCAUUUUGGUACACACACAUGCACAAACCAAUUGAAGAUUGUGUUUUUUUUUAUUCAAGUGGGCAAAACUCAGUCACUAUGAGAGGGCUAUGAUUUUUUUUUUGUGCAAGCACACAUUUCAGAAUAGGGCUAACAUGCAAAUGUUAGAGGGCUCCUCAUUUGAAACACACACACACACACACACAAAUCACUACAAAUGAUCUGCAAAUGAGCUACAAAUCACUAGGACAUUGGAUGAUGGUAAAUGUUUCAAGUCUAAAUCGUUCAUUUAGACUGUAGUAACACAGACACCAUAUUGUGUGUCACAAUGUGCUAUUGUCUCCCUACAGGAGCAGAAUGUGUCAUCGUUUACCAGUCUCGCCACUUCGCAGCGGCUUAUUUGUCAGCGAGAGAUGCUGACAAGAGAACGCCCGACGGUUCGUCUGUCAUAAACGCAUACAUAAACACAAUCGCAAGUCAUUGAGUGUGUAGAAAGCAAGAAGACAGGAUCGUCUGAACGCUGUGAUUAGCAUUAAACCCGGAACGCCGCGUGUUAUUCAACAUUUACACCUUCCUUUUGUCCUGGAUUACAUCCAUACAAUGUUCACCCGGGUUCAGGGAGAUGAAAUUGGUUUAACAGGGAACUGCGGGCUGCUGAUAAUCAAACGUUUUUGAAUUGACCGACAUUUCAAUUGGAUUGAAGCAGUAAUUCGUGCUCUGAACAAAUACAUAUUGCAGUGAUGUCUUUUGAUAGUGGCAGUCAUAAGAACUGUUAAUUAAUCAGCUCACGUUUUCUCAACAUGAUUUGUUUAAUCGUAAACUGUUCGAUUUUCGCAUAAAUAAAAACGGUCUGUUAUUCGUAGUAAAUAUCAUCUAAAGCGGGACAUGUCGAGCUUUCAGCAGCCAGGGAUCGCUUCCAGAGUGAAGAUGGCAAUGCCUUAUCGGAUUAUUGAAAUAUUAGGCACAUCAAAGUAAUGUUUAGCCACAUAGAUUUUUUUUAAAUGCAGCUAUUAGAAACAGCACUUUACCUACACUUACAUUUCUGGGCAAAAAAAUGGUCAAAACCCAAAACAGCAAUAUGUAAUGAUAAAUUUUGUGACAUUAACUGUCACAGACAUGAAUCUAGGCAUGAGAAAACCAACACAAUGUGGUCCUUUAAUUAUUUAUUCUUCUGCAGGUGUAAAACAAUUUUAAUCAAGCUCAUAUAAUAAUAAUCAUAUAUUCACCAAACAGCACACUGAACCCUAGAGGCUUCCGGACUCCACCUUCAGGAUAUUAGAUGUAAAAGAAAACCUGCACAUUAUGCCUAAUUCCAUCUGGAUUUUUCUUUUUAUUUCAUGAUUUUGUAUUGACCAGCAUUGCUGUUUUAUGGACAGCUGUUAGAAUUUGUCUUUUGUAUUCGCCCACUGGAUGUUUAAAUACAGAGGCGUGAGUUCCCACAUUACCUUGGCUUUCUGAAUGAUGUAAUGACUCUCAUGUUCCCUAACAGAUGGUGUUUUCUCAUCGUUACCCAUUAGCCUGACUCUCUCUCUCUCUCUUUUUCUCUCUCUCUCUCUCUUUCCCUUUCUCUCUCUCUCGCUCUCUCUCUUUCUCUCUUUCUCUCUUUCUCUCUCUCUCUCUCUCUCUCUCUCUCUCUCUUUCUCUUUCUCUCUCUCUCUCUCUCUCUCUCUCUCUCUCUCUCUCUCUCUCGGACAAAUACCUUUAAUUUCCCUUUGUGUGUAAAUGGCCAUUUCUAUUGAUCAUCCCCUGUGUUUGGAGGAGAAAUGAAUGUAACACGUUUGUGUGUUUGUUGAUGUGUGAAGUGUAGCAUGCGCACACUUCCAUGUUGUUGUUUUUUUUUUUUUUUUGGAUGCACAAACAGAAGUGUACAGUGGUCACAAAUCUAUAAUCAAACACAGCAUGUGGGUUUCACAAACGUAAUGCACGUGUCCCCUUAAACGUUUACUAUGCACUUGUUUGUUGUUGUACGUUGUAUGCGUCACACAUGGCAUGUCCAGGACCUCAGUAUAACCUCUGAACUCGUUACAAAAGCCUCUACUAUCAGGUGCAGUAUAUUCAUAAACACAUUACGACUCAAGUAUCUUAUUUUACAACUUGUACGACUCAAGGAUAUUAAUAAAACCCCUUUAACACAUUCUAUUGUACACAUACAGUAUGAAUAGCUAACGUGUAUGUCUUGCUCUGAGGUUUAUUCUGUGUAUAUAGAUGCUUUAUAGUGGGGAAAAAAUGGACAGUGAGCUCUGCCGUGUGUUUUCUGUUCUAGUUCGGGUCAUUUAGUUGCAUUUGUGCAGUGCCUCAGUCACUUAUUACUCUCACACACACACACAUACAGAGACGUCGCAGUGGUUGUGACACCGCUAACUGUACAUUCUUAGCUUAGGAGUUCGAAAGAGAAAAAAGUGUGUAGUGCACGGAUUCUCCAUAGCUUACACUGUGAAACACUACGUCAUUUAAAAAAAACGUAAUUUAAAAAACACUACAUUUACUUUUAUUUAUAUUUUUGUUUUGAAUAAGAUUGUAUAGCACCUCGUCACUUUUUAUGUUAGCUAGACAAAGCCUGCAUUCCACUACUGGUUUAGACACAACCUGAUCGAUUUCCUUUUUAGCCCUGUGCAUAGUAUUGACCCUUGUGUGUAAUCACAAUCUUCAUGGAUCUUCUCUAAGAGAUGUGCACCUCUGUGUAAAGUCUGUAUAUUUCAAUUUGAGAUUAAUUCAUAUCAAUUGCAAAAACUAUAUAAUAAAUCUAGAAGUGAUGGACUGGAAACCAAGUGAUGGCUUAGAGGUCAAGUGAAAUAUAUCGGAGAACCAGUUGAGAUUAAUUCAAUUGAUUAGGGGGUCUCAACUGUCACACUGAGUCACGUCACUUACUUUUCCCCCACAUUCGCUCUUUGGUGACAUUGUCAAGAGUCAAGUGAUUGUGAGUGUAAGAGAAUAAAAGCAGGCUUUUAAGGUGGUCCUUGUGACUUAGUUACAAUUGCAGUAAUUGCUCGCUCAGCCUUGCGCUGAUUGAACGAUUGAAUGAGUAAAUAAAUUUAAUUGCGCAUUUUUUUUCUUCUAUUGAGGGGAGGUUCAUAAACAGCUCAUCAGUCCUUCUUUCAGCCUGACACAUUCAAAUGAUUUAUUGUUUGGAUUUAUACAAAUCAGCUGAUUGCCUGCAGAAGAAGCCUCCAUAUAAAACAGUGUGGAGGUAGUAGGUAGAUACGGUACUUAUUUUCUGCUUGGUCAAAAUUUAAAUGAGUAACAAAAGCCAUUUCUAUAUUUCCAUCUGUUGUGAUUGGUCUUCAUAAAUACUGAUCACUGAGAGGACACCUAUCCAUGUUCUCCGUGUGUUUUAUGUGAAUGUGGCUGGAAUUUCCUAUACAAUUUUAGGUCUGGGUAAAUCCAAAACUUUCCAUAAGAACCCUGCUAAUGUCGAGUCACCAAUAAUAGCAUGAUGAUGCACCAAUGUUGAUUCAAUCCUGGCACUCUGGCUAAUGUUUCCCCAGCACCAAUAUCCCAGUAUCAGUGUGGGAGCAGGUCAUUAUGAAACUUCAUGCCAUUAUUCUACUAACCAUUAGCAAGCUAGUUAGAAAAUGUGCUAAUUGACUGAUAGUUUUGCUGAUAUCGCUGUCAAUAACUAAAUUCUUUAUUUAAACAGAAAAAAGUUUUACUUUCGUUGUGCUUUUUAACAAGGGCUGAUUUUUCAUAUCCACUCAAAAUCCACUCACAUUAUGAACCUAAAUACACAGGGGUGUGUUGGAUACCGUGUUGGAUACAGUGUUGGAAUGCUGUGCAGGUCUUUUGGAUCCAAAGCUUUAAGGUUGUAAAUAUUUAUCGAUCCUUCUGUAUGCAUCUAAUUUUCCAAUUGAUUUCUGUCUAAACAAACUGCAGAUUCUCAUGUAGAAAUGUCUCAUUACUCUUCGCUUCAGUGACUUGUUGUCGUUCUCGGUUGUUACACGGAUGUCUGUAUUCUUGUGUAUUAACUUAUUAUAAUUUUUACGGGGGGAAAAAAACAGCAUGGCACAGUAAAAACUAUUGAAUGCAACUUGUUACCAUGUACAUAUGUACCAAAAUCUAUAAAGAGGCUAUUUUUUGCAUGCUUUUUGUACAUUUAGAAAAUUCAAAGACAAUAAAGAGCUUAAAACCAA
This is a messenger RNA of Silurus meridionalis, 6903 nucleotides long. It is a transcript of the gene camkk1a, whose product is annotated as calcium/calmodulin-dependent protein kinase kinase 1, alpha a. The record is from RefSeq and is a predicted model, not a curated record. The transcript is spliced from 18 exons. Bases 588 to 2132 code for a protein of 514 amino acids. Gene Ontology annotation, biological process: activation of protein kinase activity; protein phosphorylation; CAMKK-AMPK signaling cascade. NCBI's taxonomy places the organism in Eukaryota, Metazoa, Chordata, Actinopteri, Siluriformes, Siluridae. Gene Ontology annotation, molecular function: protein kinase activity; ATP binding.